Molecule: messenger RNA, 2337 nt
Organism: Cyprinodon tularosa
Lineage: Eukaryota; Metazoa; Chordata; Actinopteri; Cyprinodontiformes; Cyprinodontidae
Gene: ngly1
Product: N-glycanase 1
Exons: 13
Coding region: 99-2006 (635 amino acids)
Biological process (GO): glycoprotein catabolic process; protein deglycosylation; protein quality control for misfolded or incompletely synthesized proteins
Cellular component (GO): cytosol; nucleus; cytoplasm
Molecular function (GO): peptide-N4-(N-acetyl-beta-glucosaminyl)asparagine amidase activity
Source: RefSeq, a predicted model, not a curated record
UUAUAUUUAGCCAGGCAGUGUGUGGGCAGCUUGCUGAAGGACCCCAGGCCCGGCGAAGCAUUUUAGCUGAUUUGAAAUUAGCAGCAGCUGCAGCCACCAUGGCUCUGUCUCCAGCGGUGUCCACUCUGACUGAGAACCCCACCGAGGUGUUCCUGGACGCGGCCAAGCUGCUGCUCACAUACGCCGACAAUAUCAUCAGGUUUCCUCGUGAGGAGAAGUAUCGCUCCAUCCGGAUCGGUAAUCCCACUUUCUCCACCAAGCUGCUGCCCGUCAGAGGAGCUGUGGAAUGUCUCUUUGAGAUGGGAUUUGAGGAGGCUGAGACCCACCUGGUCUUCCCCCAGUCGGCGUCAGUGGAUCAGCUGAAGCUCAUCAGGGAAUCAAUAGCUGCAGAGCGGGACCUGAUGAUGAGCGGGGGCCGUCCCGUCCAACCUGCUGCUCCGCCUGUGGAGGCCCCCACGCCGGCACCAGAAGGGGCCGCGGCUGCUCCCAGCCCACCAUCGGCCCAGCAGCCAUCAUCCCUGGAGAGCAGCAUGAGUUUCUUUGUGACGCUCCAGUCCAACUUCCAGCAUGUGAUGCAGUAUGAGAGCGCCGAGCUGCAGCUGAAGGCCCGCAGCGCCAUCCCCCACCAGCAGCUGUCCUCCACUGCUCAGACCAAGCUGACGGAGCUGAAGGAGGCCGACCCAGAUGCUAAAGUCGGACUGGAGGACUGCCUGGUGCUGGAGCUGCUGCGGUGGUUCAAGCAGGACUUCUUCUCCUGGGUGGACCGUCUGCCCUGCAGCCGCUGCGGGGGUCCCACCACACACGGACAGGCGCUCAGUCCCACGGCCGAGGAGCUGCGCUGGGGCGCCCAGCGGGUGGAGAACCACUACUGUCAGAGCUGCCAGUUGUCCACCAGGUUCCCACGCUACAAUCAUCCUGAGAAGCUGUUAGAAACCAGGAGGGGGCGCUGUGGAGAGUGGGCUAACUGCUUCACGCUGUGCUGCAGGGCUCUGGGCCUGGAGGCGCGCUACGUCUGGGACAGCACAGACCACGUCUGGACGGAGGUCUACUCGGAGUCUCAGCGCCGCUGGCUGCACUGCGACUCCUGCGAGAACGCGUGCGAUAAGCCGCUGCUGUACGAGGUGGGCUGGGGGAAGAAGCUGGCCUAUGUUCUGGCGUUCUCCAAGGAUCAGGUGGUGGAUGUAACAUGGAGGUACUCCUGCAAACACCCGGAGGUUCUAUCCAGGAGGACCCGGGUCCAGGAGGCGUGGCUGCUGCACACCAUCAAUGGGCUCAAUGCUGCUAGGCAGCAGACCCUGAGCGCCGAGCGGAAGGCGGAGCUGACGGAGAGGCUGCUGGUGGAGCUGGUGGAGUUCAUCUCCCCCAAGAAACCCAAGGCUGGGGAGCUGGGGGGCCGCAGCUCGGGUUCGCUGGCCUGGAGGUUAGCGCGAGGAGAAACCAGAGCGGCGGCGGCUGGGACGCCCACACAGGCUGAAGCUUUUGUUUUUACUCCGACGGAGGAAGAGAAGAAGUCCAGGCUGCUGCACGUGCGCUACUGCGCCGCCCAGGACCAGUACUGCCGGGUGUCCAGCUCCUCGGAAACCCUCCUAAACUGGGAGCGCUGUGUGUGGACCAGGGAGUCUGUCUUCAGGAAGGAGGAGAAGGACUGGAAGAUGGUGUACAUCGCCCGGACAGAGGGCUCUUCUGUGGGAAGGAUCAGCUGGAAGUUCAACUUUGCUCCUGCUGGGUUGAAGGUCGACUCUGUCUCCAUCAUGGCCAGCAGCCAGACCUUCCACUCCGGGAGAGUCUGCUGGAGUCUGCGCUCGGGGCCCGUAACCACGGAGUUCUCUGCCGAUGGGAAGCUGCAGUCGUUCCCCAGCCUGUCUGGAUCCUCAGAGCUGAUUGUGGCGGCGGAGCUCAGCGGGGGAGAGGGGAGCUGCUCAUGGCAGCACUCUCAGCUGUUUAGGCAGGCCUUAAAGGAACAGGAGCCGUCGUUUGAAGUCAUCAUCCACCUUCAAGACGCUUAACCACAUCUUUUACUUUAAUGUGACUGUUUUCCACUUUCCUGUCCUGAUCUGUUUGGAUUUAAUGAGGCAGAGUGGUGCAAUAUUUACAGGUGAUUGCCCUGAGGACGGAUGGAUGGACAGAAAGAUAGACGGAUGGAUGGGGACAUUAUGUGUUUUGCUCUUACUUGGAUUUUCUUGGGGCAUUAAAUCUUCAGAGGUAGAACUUCAACCAUAAGCCAUAUGGUUUUCAGAUAUUUCCUUCCAAUAAAAUAAAUCUAUAUUUACAGCUUGUGGCACAAAGACAAACUGUCCCAGCCUGUUUCCUUUUAGUAAUAAAAUGCUCUUAUCUGCC